Molecule: messenger RNA, 1065 nt
Organism: Lachancea mirantina
Lineage: Eukaryota; Fungi; Ascomycota; Saccharomycetes; Saccharomycetales; Saccharomycetaceae
Source: the annotation of a GenBank genome assembly
AUGAGUGCUUACGAGACUGAGUUGAGUCAAGAAGCGAGUAUUUCACGCGAAAUCGCGCUAGCCGUUGAGGCAUUAGAUGAGUUACGGAAUUCACAUGGGCAAAAGCAGCAAGACACUUUGCUCGAUAAAGUACGGUCUAAUUCGAUUAUAAACAAUGCCGUUCGAGUUUAUGAACAGAGCAAAAGUCAAUACCCCAGUUUUAGAAAAGGUGCAGAGAUAAUGGAGCGGAAAGCUCUUUUUCCGAUGGUCAGAAGAAUUGAAAAGACGAGUAAUAAAUGGAAAAGCAGAGAGAAACAUGGGCGUGACGACGAGAUAUGCUCAGGUUCUGAGAAAGAAACCGAAGAUGAAGAUGAUGGUAGUACGAUUCUAGAUGAUAGGACGUAUGGAGUCAGAGUCUCGAAACGUCAGAAAAUAUCGCGGGCGAUAGCUAAAUCUAAGGACAGUUUCAAAGAAUACAAGCUCAACAUGUCGAUAGAAUCGAAGAAACGGUUGAUUACGUGUUUGCAUCUUUUGAAACUUGCGAACACCCAGCUUUCGAAUCGAGUCAACUCUCUUCAAGAUCUGGUAGUGAAAGAGCAACGUUUACUGCGGCAUAAAUCAGCGAACCCAGAAGAUGAGGAAAGUGACGAUGAAGAAUACUACGAUGCGUCGGAUAACCUAAAUGAACAAUCAAAGGUGAUCAAAACAGAGGUCGUAGGAACAGUGAAAAAGGUAUAUUCGUUGGUAUCUAAAUUUGCGGGCAAUUCGUUACCGGAACCGGCAAGAACGCAGGUACGAGAAUCACUUUUAAAAUUACCUUUGAAUUGGACCGAUUACAUGAAUGAGGAAAACUUGGCCAAAUUUGACCCGGAUCUGACUGCCAAUGGCAAAGUAUUGAUUCUUGCCAAAGAGAGUUUGGAAAUGGUCCACAGCGUAAUGAGCGUAGUGGAUAACACUUUAGGUAAAGCCGAAGAAUGGGUCAAACACAAACAGGAAAUAAAGCAGAUGCUGAAGGAACAGUUCCGAAAUGCUCAAUUCAGAGAAAAAGUUAAACGAGAAAUGGCCAAAGAGGACAGUAGUGUAUGA